This is a messenger RNA of Brassica oleracea var. oleracea, 1865 nucleotides long. RefSeq names its product RAN GTPase-activating protein 1-like. Gene Ontology annotation, molecular function: protein binding; GTPase activator activity. The transcript has 2 exons. The coding region runs from base 146 to 1729 and encodes 527 amino acids. The record is from RefSeq and is a predicted model, not a curated record. NCBI's taxonomy places the organism in Eukaryota, Viridiplantae, Streptophyta, Magnoliopsida, Brassicales, Brassicaceae.
GGCACGCGGCUCAAUGAUUCUCUCUUUCUGCUUCAUAUUUACGCUUCCCCUCUGAUUAAAUUAAAUAGAACAAAAAGUCAUCGGAAACUAGAGCAGAUCCAUUUGGAGCAGAAGAAGAAGAAGAAGAAGAAGAAGAAGAAGCUAAAUGGAUAAUUCAGUUAAAGCCCGAACAGAAACAGUUUUAUCAGUGAAGAUGUGGCCACCGAGCAAGAGCACACGCCUGAUGCUCGUGGACCGCAUGACAAACAACUUAACCACACCUUCCAUCUUCACCCGCAAGUACGGUCUUCUGACUCAGCAGGAGGCUGAGGAAGACGCCAAGCGAAUCGAAGACCUAGCUUUCGCCGCCGCCAACAAACACUUCCAGAACGAGCCUGACGGUGACGGCACCUCUGCUGUCCAGAUAUACGCUAAAGAAUCGAGCAAACUCAUGCUCGAAGCCAUCAAACAAGGUCCCAAGGAGGAUAGCUUGUUUGAUUUAUCUGGUGGACGCAGAGCCUUUAUUGACGAGGCCGAGGCGCUCGAGCUUUUGAGGCCUUUGGCUGAUGAUCCAACUAACUCUUGCACCAAGAUCCGUUUUACCAACCGGAGCUUUGGCUCGGAUGCUGCUAAAGUUGCUGUCAGCGUGCUGUCUUCCAUCAAGCACCAGCUGACUGAAGUGGAUCUCUCCGACUUCGUUGCGGGGAGACCGGAGGCGGAAGCUCUUCAAGUCAUGAACAUGUUUUCAUCUGCCUUGGAAGGUUCCAAGCUUAGGCUUUUGGAUCUUUCCGACAAUGCCUUGGGGGAGAAAGGGAUCCGAGCGUUUGCUUCUCUCAUCAAGUCUCAGCGUGACUUGGAGGAGCUUUAUCUCAUGAACGAUGGCAUCUCCCAGGAUGCUGCUAGAGCCGUUCGCGACCUGCUUCCUUGUACUGCCAAAAUCAGGGUUCUUCAGUUUCAUAACAACAUGACUGGAGACGAAGGAGCGGUUGCCAUUGCGGAGAUUGUGAAGAAUUGUCCUUCUUUGGAGGAUUUCAGGUGUUCUUCUACAAGGAUUGGUUCUGAAGGAGGCGUUGCCCUCGCUGAAGCGCUUGAGUCCUGUAGCCGCUUGAAGAAACUUGAUCUUCGUGACAACAUGUUUGGAGUCGAAGGUGGGAUUGCUCUGGCCCAGACUUUAUCAGUGUUGACUGAGUUAACCGAGAUCUAUAUGAGUUACCUUAACUUGGAGGACGAGGGAACAGAGGCGCUCUCUGAAGCUCUAGUUAACUCUGCUCCUUCUCUUCGAGUUCUUGAGUUGGCGGGGAAUGAUAUUACCGUGAAAUCCACUGGGAAGUUAGCAGCUUGCAUCGCAUCAAAACAGUGUCUUUCGAAGCUGAAUUUAUCUGAGAAUGAGCUCAAAGACGAAGGGACCAUCUUAAUCGCAAAGGCGCUUGAUGAAGGUCAUGACCAGCUGACUGAAGUUGACCUGAGCACCAACAUGAUGAGAAGAGCUGGGGCAAGAGCCUUGGCACAGACUGUUUUGAAGAAACAUACUUUCAAGCUUUUUAACAUUAAUGGGAACUUCAUAUCUGAGGAAGGUGUAGACGAGGUGAAUGACAUGUUUAAGGACUCCCCGGAGAAGCUUGGUCUUUUGGAUGAUAAUGACCCUGAUGGUGAAGAUUUUGAAGAUGAAGAUGAGGAAGCCGAAGAAGAAGAAGACAGUGAACUGGAAGCAAAGCUCGGAGGUCUGAAAAUCAAGCAAGAGGAGGAAUAGGAAGAGGUGACACAUGAAGUGAUGCUCUCUUGUUGCUAUGUAGGUAGGUUUCAGUAUUAUCCAUUUCUCUCUCUGUAAGACUGUCUUCAGUUCUAUUUCCUUGAAACAUAAAACCUUUUAUCUUCAAGUUAACUAG